ACAGCCCUAAGUAUUGUACAUGAAUAUAUUUAUGUGGAACUCUGCUGGGUUUUUUUUGCAUCUAUAUUUGUAUACAUAGUCUCAGCCAUCAACAAUGAAGUUAAAUUAUCAACUUUUCUUCAAUGUAAGGAUGUCAUUAAUCUUCCUUUAUGCACAAUAAAAUGAACAUACUGUACUUUAUGACCCUAAUUUAGGUGAGCAGAAAUGUGCUUCAAGCCCCAAAAAUAAGUACAUGUGCCAGCCAUAAACAGGAUACAUUUCUCUGGCAAACUAGUCUAUGCUAGGCGCUGUGCUGCUUUCGUACUAUCUCACUGUGAAACAGGUCAGACGAGAGAGUGAGAGCAAAACACAGAACUGCAUUUGACCUGUUCACUGGGUGUAUUACUCUCAAAUGCCUUCAAGGUGAAUUUUUUUACAUAUACGGUAAUUUAUGUUAAUGGCUGCACAACAAACCAUACAGAGCGGAUAAUGGCCGUGGUUGAAUUCAUGGGUAUGCGAUCGACUCCUUCACAAAAUACCCAGCCACAUGUAUACAUCAUCAUGACUUCUCAUCUUAUUGUAGACAUAAACCAUAAAAGGGGAAGGAAUACUGCUAAAUAGGCCGGGUCAGAAUUUCUGUGACGACAACAUUAUCAUAUCCAUUGUGAGAAUACAGCAUGUGCAACAAUAUGACUUCGGCAAUGAGUAACCAUGGAAACAAGGCAUGCUUGGCGAGGGUGCAGACUGCUGAGAAAAUUAUGAAAGUAGUGUACGUGAUUGAUGUGGAAGGAACAGAAAGCUCAGAUAUCGAUGAGCCUACUAAAAUCAUUUCCGCAGACAUCGCGGCACGGAAGACUGCCCGCGCAGAUAUCCUCAAAUCAUGCCAGUUUGCAAAAGCACAACUGGAGCAGGUGUUGUUUGAAAAGCUGGACUUUGGAGAGACGGCCGUCCUGGACCUCUUCUACAAUGCCGACGUGGUCAUCGUGGAUCUGUCAGUUAGCGUCCAGCGCUCUCCGCUCUUCUACCACCUGGGAGUGCGCGAGUCCAUGGGGAUGAAGUACAACAUCAUCCUGCUACAUGACACGGAGCCUGAACUCACGCUCUCUCUCAGGCUGUCCUGUAACAAUGGUUCUACAUUCUUGCCAUAUAAACUGGAUGGAGACGGGGUAUGUGUGGUCACAGACAGCUGCCCCCCAGGACUGAGGGCUGUCCCUGAGGCUGGGAGUGCUGAAGGGGGACCCACAUUACACGCCAAACUCCGGAAGGCCCUCAAGGAGGUUGACCAAGACAGCAGCGCCCAUGUCAAGGAACGAUUUCUCAAUGAUUUGCGGAAGGCACGGGAAAACCUGAAGGGAGAUGACUUAGGAAAGGCAUUAAAGGCAUUGCGUCACAGGCUGGACGAUCCUCAACUACUGGCUUUUGAUGUGAUUUUGAAUAUACUCAUUUCAUAUAGAGAAAUACAGGAUUACAAUGCAAUGGUUACCUUAGUGGAAGAAUUGGCAAAGAUCCCCAAUAAUAAAGUAGCAGAUCUGGUGACAAUUCAGCAUUUAUACGCCUUUGCUCUUAAUAGAAGAAACAAUGGUGGAGAUAGAGACAAAGCUUUGGCCGUGAUAUUAAGGGCUAUAGACCAGUGUGAAACCCCUGUUCCUGACAUGAUCUGCUUGUGUGGCCGCAUCUACAAGGACAAAUUUGUCGAGUCAGAAUUCCAGGACAAGGAAUCGUUGGAAAAUGCAAUUGUCAAGUAUCGUCAGGGUUUUGAUGUCCAGCCAAACGAGUAUGCAGGAAUAAAUCUCGCCACUCUUCUAGUCAUUUCUGGCAAACAAUUCUCAAAAUGCCCAGAGUUACAGAGGAUAGGAUUAAUACUAAACAAUUUAAUUGGGAAGAAAGGAAGUUUGACAUCGUUGAAGGAUUAUUGGGAUGUUGCUACCUUCUUUGAAAUCAGCGUUCUUGCCGAGGAUUAUGGGAAGGCAGUACAGGCAGCAGAGUGUAUGUUCAAAUUAGAGCCCCCAAACUGGUAUCUCAAGUCGACCAUAGGUAAUAUCACGCUUAUCAACGGAUUCCGAGUCCAAGAGGAGGAUGGGGGUGUAAUGGGAAAGGAGAAACAGCUAUUUUUGUUUUGGAUGGACUUCUUUGUGGAGGCGACAAAAACAGAUAUGUCAGAUGUCCGCUUUCCUGUGCUUGUUCUAGAACCAACAAAGGUGUUUUUACCAAGCUACGUCCAGAUCAAUGAUCACACAGAAGACAAUUGUGUAAGGUUAUGGCAUGUGAUCUCUGACCCAGAGGACAAAUUCGGCCAUGAGUGGAUGUUCCCAGGUGCCACAAUAAAGGGUGUUAGUAAGUACAAGCGUGACCACCGGGCAGUAUUUCUCUAUGUGGAGGAGAAUUCAGAUGACUUUCACAUCUUCUUCUCAUCAGAACUCCAAGCUACUAGAUUCUGUGACCUGGUAACUGAGAUGAUCUCUGCAUGCAAACAGGGUAUUGACCCAUCUGACCUGGACUUGGAGCCUAUAGGAGGGUUGCUGGAGUAUGAGUAUGACACUGAUGAGAAGGGAGGGCGUGUGGUGUUGGGUAGAGGAACCUAUGGGACAGUGUAUGCAGCUCGCUGUUUGAAGACUCAGAUCAGAGUGGCCAUCAAAGAGGUGCCAGAGAAAAAUAUACAAGAAGUUCAACCCCUCCAUGAAGAAAUCAAACUCCAUUCCCGCCUCAGCCACAAAAACAUCGUGAAGUAUUUAGGAUCUGUCAGUGAGGAUGGCUAUUUCAAGAUAUUCAUGGAGCAAGUCCCAGGAGGAAGCUUAUCUCAGUUACUUCGGUCAAAAUGGGGGCCACUGAAAGGCAAUGAAACCACAAUUGCUUACUACACCAAGCAGAUUUUGGAAGGCUUGAAAUACUUGCAUGACAACAAGAUUGUCCAUCGUGACAUUAAGGGAGAUAACGUACUAGUGAACACAUACAGCGGGGUGUUGAAGAUCUCAGACUUUGGUACAUGUAAGCGGCUGUCUGGUAUCAAUCCAAGGGCGCUUACUUUUGCAGGCACAAUACAGUACAUGGCCCCAGAGGUCAUAGAUAAGGGGUUUAGAGGGUACGGACCAGCGGCUGAUAUCUGGUCAUUGGGCUGCACUGUUGUUGAAAUGGCGUCUGGAAAGCCACCUUUCAUUGAGCUGGGUAGCCCUGAGGCAGCCAUGUUUAAGGUGGGAUACUACAAGAUCCACCCUGAGAUUCCAGACUGCAUGUCUGAGAAAGCCAAGCAGUUUAUUCUGAGGUGCUUUGAGCCGGAUUCAGAGACCAGGGCCUCAGCUAGUCUGUUACUGGAGGAUCCGUUCAUAGUCGAGUCCCUGGGAUCUAAAAAGAAGAAAAAAGACAAGAAACCACCUGAACCAGCUAACAUGUUCCUCAGAAGUACCUCAGUUCCUCAAGGCAAUGCUCAGAUGAGGCCACCAACGAAUUUGAGACUUCCUCGGAAACGGCACAUGCGACCGACCAGGCGAAUAUCGUCCCCUGAAGAUGAAGCUGAUUCUACACAAACGGAUGGAUCCAUACCUGAGCUGGACAGUCCUAUGGUUCACCCUAAAACAUGGCACAAGUCAACAACUGCUGUUCCGGCCUCUGCUAGCAUUUCAAGUGCCGGAACAGGAUCUUCCCAUUCUCCUGUUUCUACAGCUGAACUUGAUGACCAGCCGCCAACAGCCGAUAGCUUAACAGGUCGCGAAGGAGGACUUUACCUCCUCCGUAAGGAAUCUGAGAGGAGAGUUACACUGGUCCAGAUACUCUCCGACGAUAAGGAUGAUAUUUGUCAGAGAUGGCUGCAAUUUAAGAAUUCAGAUUGUCAUGGAAUUACAGAUCCAAAGCUGACUCUGGAGCAUUUAAAAAUCCUGCUAGAAGGUCUUAAAACUUUUAUCCAAGACCGUAACAAAGUGGUCAUCUCUGAGGUGCUAGCUAAAUUGAAAGAGGAACUAGAUUUUGACAUGGCAGCAAUAAUGGAGUUACAGAUGGCACUCUAUGUGUUCCAGGAAGCUGUGAACGUCUCGUUGAAACAUCACAGUAUUCAGCCUCACUGGAUGUUUGCCCUGGACACGUUGCUACGGGACACUAUACAUACAGCCAUCACCAUCCUCUCUCCAGACUUGGGACCCCACCUUGCCCCCCAGCCACCAGAUGACGACGGGAAUACAUCAGGCUUCUCCACUGACAACUCUCUCAAGUCUCAGACCAUGCUGACUCAGUAUCAGGACAGUGCUAACAAGGAACUACACACACAGAUACAGCAGCUGCGGGAUGAGAACCAGAGGUUAUUGCGAGAGCUGCUAGAGAAGGAGAAGCAGUAUGGGGAUCUGUUAAAAUACUCCAUACAGUGCAAGAACCAGCAGAUGGAACAAAUCAGGGUUUUAAGCGGGAUGAGAAUGCCCAUCACAAACAGCACAGACCCACAUCAUAUUGAAGUUUCUCCUCCCCCAGAUGAUGCCUUAACGGAGUGGCUGCAGAAUGCGGGCGUUGAUGAUGACUGUAUUGCCAAGAUAAUAAAUGAAGAUUACACCUUGUGUGACCUCCAUGACCUUGUGACAAGGGAAGAUUUACUAAGGCUGCAGUUAAGGGGUGGUGUCUUUUGUCGCUUGUGGAGAGCCAUUCUAGAUGUUCGACAGCAAAAAUUCGCGCACAAUUGUGAUAACAGAUAGCACGCAGUAUGGAGCUGUGUAGUUGACAGUGGAUUGCAUCAUUGUGUUUCAUUUAUUUCUUGUUUUCUUUUUCACUUCUUCAAAAUAUCCUGCAACUAAGAGUUACCAACAAAUUACUCAGUAGACAGGUGGGUGUUAGCAUUCUGCAGUUGUCCUUGUCAAAUUUUUAUAGCAGAAAGGCUAGGAUUUUGAAAAUGGAUGAAAUAUUAGUGUUUAAACCCAUGCAAUGUCAUUGAUAUCCAUUCUAGAUCCUGCACUUUAUAAUGCCCUCUCACUUACUAGAGUCACACAAGUCAUACAAAAUUCAGGUGAAUUUCC
This is a messenger RNA of Liolophura sinensis, 4967 nucleotides long. Its product is annotated as mitogen-activated protein kinase kinase kinase 15-like. NCBI's taxonomy places the organism in Eukaryota, Metazoa, Mollusca, Polyplacophora, Chitonida, Chitonidae. The transcript has 40 exons. The record is from RefSeq and is a predicted model, not a curated record. Bases 657 to 4649 code for a protein of 1330 amino acids. Gene Ontology annotation, molecular function: ATP binding; protein kinase activity. Gene Ontology annotation, biological process: protein phosphorylation; MAPK cascade.